AUGAUUGUCCAAAACGUUCUCACGCUCGUCGCCUUUACGGCUCUCUCUCAACAAGCGCUAGCGUUCAACCCAUAUCGUUACGUCCUUCGGCACGCAGCAGAUAAGCGAGCUGUUCGGAUCGUAACAGAGUGGGAAACAAAACACGUCAUCGUACACCAAGGCGCAGUAACACCGGCAACGCAGGCCGUUGCUGACGGAUCCUCCGCCAAUGUGGCCCAGGCCACGUUGACGGCAUCUUAUGCUUCUGCUGUUGCCUUGUCGUCUUCCUCCACGUCGGCCGCAGCCGCGGCUACGCAAAACCCAUAUCGCAAUGGAACUAGCAGCGUUGGUGGCGCAAACAACAGCUCCAUGCCGUUUCCCUCGAAGCGAGGUCUGGCAUAUAACGACGUAUCCAUGGCCAAUCUUCUCGGCGCAUCUUGCCCUACCUGCAGCUGGGCAUACGACUGGGCUGCCUCAACAACUGGCCUCAGCUCCAAUCUCAACUACGUACCAAUGCUGUGGGGUGAUCAAUCGGAUCGCGCGAGCACAUGGGACUCGAAUGCAGAGAAGGCAAUCGCCAGUGGCUCCAAGGCCUUAUUCAGCUUCAACGAACCCGACCACACCGGUCAGGCCAACUUGUCUCCCCAACAAGCCGCUGCCAGCCACACCAAGUAUAUGAACAAGUACGCUGGAAGGAUUCUCAUUGGCGCUCCCGCCAUCACCAACAGCGGCAAUGCCAAUGAGGGCAUCCAGUGGCUCCAAAAUUUUGUGAGCGUUUGCAAUAGCCAGUCGGAGAAGUGCCACUACGACUUCUGCAAUGUUCAUUGGUACUCGGAGGCUGAGUAUGCCAGCACCCUUUUUGACCAUCUUGAGGCCGCAAACAAGGCUUGUGGUGGUAAGCCCAUUUGGCUGACUGAGUUUGCCCCUACCGCGGGUGACACCGAGGGUUUCUUGAGGAGCGUUGUCCCCAAGCUGGAUGCACUUGGGUACCUACAUGCCUACUCCUAUUUCAUGGUCAAAACUGGGAGCUUGAUGUCCAGCGCCAAUAGCAUUAGUUCUCUUGGCAAGCUCUACGCCAGCAUUUGA
Messenger RNA from Drechmeria coniospora, 1065 nucleotides. RefSeq lists its product as uncharacterized. The record is from RefSeq and is a predicted model, not a curated record. Gene Ontology annotation, biological process: fungal-type cell wall polysaccharide metabolic process. Bases 1 to 1065 code for a protein of 354 amino acids. NCBI's taxonomy places the organism in Eukaryota, Fungi, Ascomycota, Sordariomycetes, Hypocreales, Ophiocordycipitaceae. The transcript has a single exon. Gene Ontology annotation, cellular component: fungal-type cell wall.